Messenger RNA from Actinia tenebrosa (Australian red waratah sea anemone), 2449 nucleotides. RefSeq names its product endothelin-converting enzyme 1-like. The record is from RefSeq and is a predicted model, not a curated record. NCBI's taxonomy places the organism in Eukaryota, Metazoa, Cnidaria, Anthozoa, Actiniaria, Actiniidae. Gene Ontology annotation, cellular component: plasma membrane. Gene Ontology annotation, molecular function: metalloendopeptidase activity. Gene Ontology annotation, biological process: protein processing.
CGAAAAGAGCCUACAGUUGUGGUAACACUUAAUCUUCAAGAGAACAGGAGCUAGUAUCAUAACAGACAAGCAGUAAGAAUUAGUUUAGUCGUGAUGGAAAGAAUGGUGAAUGGUGGCAGCGGUGUGAGACAAGAAAAUCAGCGAUGGUCGUUAAUCCAUGGUCCUCGUUUCUUGGCAGUCCUACUGGUGAUAUCCAUGAUCCGAGUAGCAUCAACUCAGGACGAAAUGAGGAGUAAUCUUGAUCAAGGUUUGAAUAAAAUUCGAACCCCAAGAUAUGCCAAGACAACAAGGAAAACUAACACUCAAUCCAACAGGGUUUGUAACACCACUGAAUGCAUUGAGGCAGCCAUCCAAAUCAAUAGUUCGAUCAACCUAGCUGUGGACCCUUGCGAUGACUUUUAUGAGUACGCUUGUGGGAAAUGGCCGACAAACAAUCCUAUACCAACUGGCUACGCAUAUCAUUCUAUAUAUACUAUCGCCGAAUUGAAAACACAGACAUAUAAAAAAACGAAAUUAGAAUCGGGAGUUAUAAAAGUAAAAGGAGCAAGCAAAGAAGUGCAGCAAAUGCCAUCUGUUUUGUACGCCUCGUGCAUGAACCUAACGGCCAUUGAAAAUCUUGAUGACGAACCUCUGAGAGAACGUAUUAGAGAAUUUGGUGGUUGGGACAUGAUUGGAGACUGGGAUGAGAAUACGUGGGAUUUUAAUAAGACCCUUAUCUCUAUUCAUAAAGAAAACGGUGCAGGGCCUUUUUUUAAGGUGGGAAUCAUAGAAGCCGGAAAAAAUAAAGCAUUAAAUAUACAUCAAUCUGAACCACCCUUAGGCAAAAAGUAUUUUCUGAAUCUAUCAUCAAAGCAAGUGGUAGCAUACAGACAGCUGAUCAUUGAUAUCUUGGUUCUGUUGGGUGGUAAUGAGAGCACCACUGCCAAGAAAGCAGACGAGAUCAUUCGUUUGGAUGCCCAACUUGCAAACUUAACUUUAAUUGAAGCAGAAUGGCGACCGUUUGAAACGAAGACUAAAACUCUUGAACAACUUCAACAACAAGUGCCUGAGUUCAACUGGACCGUUUACUUAAAUAAACUGUUUGAACCAUCUGCGAUUCCUCAAAGUGAACCAAUUGCCUUGCCUAUGUUGUCCUACCUAAAGAAUGCGAUGAAAAUCAUACAGAACACGCCAAAGAGGAUACUGGCAAACUAUAUGGUAUGGUAUGUGAUACAGUACGAGAACUGGUGGCUUGCUAAGCCUUUCAGGGACGCUCUGGGAAGGUACACGCAAGCAAUAACGGGUGCUACUUCUGACAGAGAGCGUUGGAAAACGUGCAUUGACUCGGCUUUUAGAGCUUUUUCUGAUUUAAUUACAGCUGCAUAUGUCCAGGAACAUCAAGCGGAACUUGCAAAGCGAAUAAGCUUGGCAAAACAAAUUGUGAGUGAAGAGGUUCAAGCUUUUAAGGACAACAUCAACUCGCUAACCUGGAUAGAUGGUGCAACUAAAAGUGCAUUAUAUCAAAAGGCUGACUGCAUGGGUCAAAAGAUAGGCUUUCCCAGUUACAUGUUGAACAGCACAAAAAUGGCUUCCUUAUUUGAAAAGUACAGAGGCCUAAACAUCACAGCUGCCACAUAUUACAAAAACAAAGUGUCCUUCUACAAGAACAAACGACAACGAGUACUACGCUACUUGAGAAAGCCAAGAGAUAAUACAUUAUGGUAUGCGUCUCCUCUUACAGGAACUGCCAUUUACAAUCUUAUCGAAAAUGAAAUAACUCUCCCAGCUGCCAUUCUUCAGCCACCGAUCUUAUAUCCCAGCAAAUUCCUAAGAUCACGUAUUUGGUUCAUAGGUAGACGCUAUGACAAGGAUGGGAAAGAAAGAAGCUGGUGGUCAAAUAGUACGCUUGAAGAAUUUGAUAUAAGACUAAAAUGCUUUGAAAAGCAGUAUUCGGCCUACAAAGUAUUAGGAAAAUGGCCUAUCAACGGAAAGAAUACAGCUGAGGAAAAUGUUGCAGACAAUGGAGCUUUAAAAAUAGCACUCAAGGUGUAUUACAAUUGGGUAAGCCAAAAUCCGGGUGAAAAAUGGUUGCUACCAGGACUGAAUUACACCAAUGAGCAGCUCUUCUACAUUGGAUUUGCUCAGCACUUUUGUAGUAACUCUACUCUUCAAGAUCGAUACGACAUGAUUCAGAGUGGAAGUCAUACAGAUGAUAAAUUCAGGAUUAUUGGUUCGUUGGCAAAUUCCUGCGAGUUCGCCAAUGCAUUCAAGUGCAAAAAGUACAGUCCAAUGAAUCCAAUCAACAAAUGCUAUCUGUGGAGUAAAGAAGGACCAUUGGUCUAACAGCAUAUUAAUCCCAUCAAUGAUAAUUCUUACAAUCGGUACGCACCAUCCUGCAAUCGCCAGAUAUGCUUGGAUUUAAAUAUGUAGGAAUUCAUUAUAGAUGAAUAAAAUGCAUGUUCAAAGAUGA